Messenger RNA from Ostrea edulis (European flat oyster), 984 nucleotides. RefSeq lists its product as uncharacterized. The transcript has 2 exons. The record is from RefSeq and is a predicted model, not a curated record. NCBI's taxonomy places the organism in Eukaryota, Metazoa, Mollusca, Bivalvia, Ostreida, Ostreidae. The coding region runs from base 1 to 984 and encodes 327 amino acids.
AUGAAGGCAUUGAGGCAUGCAAGGAAGUCUGGAACAGUAGAAAACACCAAAAAACCGUCCACGGACUCCUUGGUUAAACUUUUAGAACAUGUACUUAAACGCAAUAACUUCAUGUUCAAUGGGGAACAUUACCUCCAAGUAAGUGGUACGGCCAUGGGAAUUAAAAUGGCACCCUCGUAUGCUAACAUAUUUAUGGGUAGACUAGAAAAACAAAUUUUGCUACAAGUACCCACUAAACCCCUCAGCUGGCUUAGGUUCAUCGAUGACAUAGAAAUCAAAUGGGUCGAAGGAAGGGAAAGUCUGGACAAGUUUGUGUCCUUUGUCAAUUCAUUUCACCAUAGUAUUAAGUUCACAGUGGAUAUUUCAGAUACCACCAAUACAUUUCUUGAUACAAAAUUCACUCUUAGAUAUGGUGAAAUUGAAUUUGAUCUCCAUACCAAACCGACCGACGCCCAUUUAUAUCUAAUGCCAUCCAGCUGUCACCCACAUCACAUUUUCAAGGAUUUACCGAAAGGCCUAACAAUUCGUGCCAGACGAAUUUGUUCUAGUGAGGAAUCCUAUGAACGACAGGGUCAACAAAUAAAGUCUCAUUUAUGCAAACGAGGUUACAAGCCGCUAUCUGUCACUAAUGCCAUUGAUGAGGUUAAAACAAUCGACAGGUCUUCACUGUUGCAGUACAGGGAGAAAACGAAAUGCUGUAGAGUACCUCUAGUCACCACUUACCACCCUGCAUUGGAGGAUCUAAACAAAAUCCUAAAGGAUAACUUCCCGAAACUCUUGGAUAAUCCUAGAUUGGCAAGAGAAUUUGGUGAGCCACCAAUGGUGUCCUUCAGACGACCCAGGAAUAUCAAGGAUUUGGUGGGGAACAUUUCAACAAAGAAGCUCACAUUUGGCAAGACAUGCAAGUGGUUGUUAUUGAUCAUAACCCAUUAUGGACCGAUGCAGAAAGAAAGAGCACGGAAAAAUCCUGGAUGCACCGUUUGA